GGCUGAGUGAGUGAGUGCAUGUGAGGCGAGAGGCAGGCUGCCGCCUCGCUGUGCCUUUUCCCCCUCGUUGGCCGGUGCUCUGUGCCUGCGAGGGAGGCUGAGGGAGGAGGUGUCGUCUCUCCGGCACGUUUGGUCAGCUUCUCACCUCCUUUACUCGUCGUUUCCAGAAGAGUCGGCGUGUUUUUCUUUCGUGAGGUAACGGGCGAAGGAGUGAUGGAUGAGAAGACGGAGAUGAGCAAAACUAAAGUCGUUAUUUUCAGGUCACUUUCAGCCUGAGUGGGUUCCUCUGCUCCGGAAGGCUCAUUCCGAGGGCUCUGCCCAUCACAGCCAAUCGGUCUUCAAACGCCAAGACCGGGUGGAGGAGAGAAGGAAAAACAGUAACUAUGUCGGUCGAUUAAAAUGACCCUUAAAACAGCGUUUAUGGUAGAGGAUUUGGUUUCUCCGCAUCUUCAUUAUCUCGAAUUCGUUGCCAAACAACGCGAGACGUAAAGACCGCAAGUCUGGUUUCGCCCGUGGAGGAAGCUGCCGCCACCACAGCUGGACAUGUUGAUACCAACGUAAAAAAUGGAUGUAGUUUUUGCUCUCCUCUGGCUGCUGGCUGCGUUUCUGAAGGGCAUUCUUUGCCAGGGUGUAUACGCUCCUCCAACUGUUCGCAUCAUCCACUCCGGCCACGCAUGCAACGUGGAGGACGAGCGGUACAGUGAGAGGGUGUAUACGAUCCGGGAGGGUGAGACGCUGGAGCUGGUCUGCCUGGUCUCAGGGCAUCCACGGCCGCAGAUACGAUGGACCAAGACAGCAGGCAGUGCUUCUGACCGCUUCCAGGACUCCAGCGUGUUUAACGAGACUCUGCGCAUAUCCCGCAUCCAGAGGCACCAGGGUGGCCGCUACUACUGCAAGGCAGAGAACGGCCUCGGCUCCCCCGCCAUCAAGUCCAUCCGAGUGGACGUCUACUAUCUGGAUGACCCUGUGGUGACAGUACACCAGAGUGUAGGAGAAGCUAAGGAGCAGUUCUACUAUGAGAGAACGGUUUUCCUCCGCUGCGCUGCCAACUCCAACCCCCCAGUGCGAUAUAGCUGGAGACGUGGACGCGAGUUUCUAUCUCAAGGCUCUGACAAAGGCGUAGAGAUCUAUGAGCCUUUCUUUACGCAGGGGGAGACAAAGAUCCUCAAGCUGAAAAACCUUCGACCUCAGGACUAUGCCAAUUACACCUGUACUGCCUCGGUUCGCAAUGUCUGUGGCAUCCCUGACAAGAGUGUACUCUUCCAACUCACCAACAGAACGGCAUCUCCCACCAUUAAGCUGCUGGUGGAAGACCCCAUUGUGGCUAACCCAGGACAGACAGUGACUCUGGUCUGCAUCACUUCUGGUGGGGAGCCCACCCCAGUCCUAACAUGGGUACGCAAUGCUGAGGGCCUUCCUAAGAAGAGUGUCCUGAACGGUGGGACACUGACCAUCCCUGGCAUCAGCACCGAAGAGGCUGGUGUCUAUAGCUGUGUGGCCAGUAACAACGUCGGCAACCCCGCCAAGAAGUCCACAAACAUCAUUGUCAGAGCUCUGAGGAAAGGCCGCUUCUGGAUCACUCCAGACCCUUAUCACAAUGAUGACAAUAUCCAGAUUGGCCGGGAAGUAAAGAUCUCCUGCCAGGUGGAGGCCACGCCAGCCGAGGAGCUGAUGUUCAGCUGGCUGAAGAACGGCCGGCCGCUGCGCAGCUCCGAGCGCAUGGUCAUCACCCAGACAGACCCUGACGUUGCCCUGGGAACCACCAACCUGGACAUAAUUGACCUCAAGUUCACUGAUUUCGGUACCUACACCUGUGUGGCAUCGUUGAGGAAUGGGGGCAUACCCGAGAUCAGCAUAGAUGUUAACAUCUCAUCCACUACUGUCCCCCCCAGCCUGACAGUCCCCCGAGGGAAGUCUCCUUUGGUGACACAGGAGGGUGACACAGUGGAGCUUCAGUGCCUAGUGUCAGGCAAACCCAAGCCCAUCAUCCUCUGGUCUCACGCUGACAAGGAGGCGCCCAUGCCGGACGGCAGCAUGCAGACGGAGAGCUACGAUGGCAUCCUGCGCAUCGUCAACGUCUCACGCGAGAUGACCGGCACUUACCGCUGCCAGACCAGCCAGUACAACGGCUUCAACGUGAAGCCUCGUGAGGCCAUCGUGGAGCUCAUUGUGCAGUAUCCGCCAGCGGUGGAGCCGGUGUACACAGAGAUUCGGCAGGGCCUGGGCCGAGCCUUCAGCCUGAGCUGCAGAGUGCUGCGUGCACACCCGUCUCGCGUGCUGAAGUACGAGUGGAAGCUGGGCACACGACUGCUGACCGUGGGACAGUUCGACACACGUGACGAGACCGAGUACCAUGUGAGGGCACUGAACCGCGAGGGCUAUGGUGCAUACACCUGUGACAUCACCAAUGAAGCCGGCGCCGGCCGCUGCACAUUCCUGGUAACAGGUAAGGCCUUUGCUCCAGAGUUCUACUACGACACAUACAGCGCCCUGUGGCAGAACAAGCCAAGUGUGUAUGGCUUCAAACUCCAGUGGACGCAGAUGAAUCCCAAUGCAGUGGACCGCAUCAUGGCCUAUCGUCUUGGUAUCAAACAGACAGGGCAGCAGAGAUGGUGGGAACAGGAGAUCACGAUGGAAGGCACCAUCCAGAAGGGGGAGCUCCUCACCUACAACUUGACAGAGCUGGUCAAACCUGAGGCCUAUCAGGUGCGCCUAACCCCCAUCACCCGUUUUGGAGAGGGCGACUCGGCUGAAAGGAUCAUCCGCUAUAGUGAAGCCAGACGUGAUACAGCUCCCGUAAACCCCCAUUGGAGUAAAUUCCAUUGCAGCUUUGAAGAAGAAGCCAUAUGUAUGUUCACCCAAGACAAGACAGAAGAAUUCGACUGGACAAGACAUAGUGCUGCCACCAGGGACACCAAGUACACACCUAACACUGGACCCAGCAGUGACCACAGUGGUUCAAAGCAAGGUUAUUACAUGUACAUUGAAACCUCAAGGCCUCGUCAGGAAGGAGACAAGGCACGACUGUUGACCCCUUUGUUCAAUGUUGCUCCGAAAAAUCCCUAUGGAAAUGUGGCCACUAAUCCAACCUACUGCUUUAGCUUCUACUACCACAUGUAUGGGAAGCACAUAGGCUCCCUGAAUGUGUAUUUAAGACAGAAGAGUCAGACUGGUCAGGAUAGCUCUGUGUGGACCCUCAGCGGAAACCAAGGGGACCGCUGGAGGCAGGCUAGAAUCGACAUCCACCCUACAUCCUCAUUUCAGAUGGUUUUGGAGGGCCUCCGUGGUCCUGGAAUUGAAGGGGAUAUUGCCAUAGACGAUGUGACCAUUGAGGAGGGAGAAUGUCGAGACCCCCCUCCCAAUAGCAAUCUGAGGUCCCUGGCCCCUCCUACAGCAGAGCAUAUAUGGCAGUUGUGUCUCACUCUGCUCUUGGUCCUGGCUGGCCAUCGGAGGUGACCAUGUCCUGGAGAGGUCAAAUCCGGCUCUGGCACUCCUAGGGGCUUUUGGCAGACAAGGACUGUCCGAAUACAACUACCAAAGAUUCAUCCCGUCUGUAAGAGAGAAUCACAGUUCAAAGAAUGAUCCAGAUGGAGUGCGGGAGGGAGUCGAUCACUAGUUAACAAAUAUUGAUCCGUACAUUACAGGAGACCAUGCAAAGUCAGGAUUCAAAAGCCUAUUAAAGUUGGUGAAGUUCUUAAUACGUGAAUGGGUGUGCCUGGAUUCUUUGAUAACCGUGGAUUGACCAGGUGAAUCUUCUCAAAGCACAAAGACGCAACAUGUAUUUUCCAGAAGGUUUUGCUUUGUUUCUCGGUGUUCAUCUUGACGUCCACAUUAUUGCAAUAUAUGACACAAGUGAAAGAGCUAGAGCCCCUGAUAAAUGGUAAUUAGAAAAAGUAGAAAUUAUUGUUUGUCUUGACAAGA
Molecule: messenger RNA, 3921 nt
Organism: Colossoma macropomum (tambaqui)
Lineage: Eukaryota; Metazoa; Chordata; Actinopteri; Characiformes; Serrasalmidae
Gene: mdga2a
Product: MAM domain containing glycosylphosphatidylinositol anchor 2a
Exons: 18
Coding region: 565-3456 (963 amino acids)
Biological process (GO): homophilic cell-cell adhesion; synapse organization
Cellular component (GO): axon; neuronal cell body; plasma membrane
Molecular function (GO): protein binding; axon guidance receptor activity
Source: RefSeq, a predicted model, not a curated record